Molecule: messenger RNA, 20270 nt
Organism: Branchiostoma belcheri (Belcher's lancelet)
Lineage: Eukaryota; Metazoa; Chordata; Leptocardii; Amphioxiformes; Branchiostomatidae
Exons: 116
Coding region: 54-19472 (6472 amino acids)
Biological process (GO): cell-matrix adhesion; non-canonical Wnt signaling pathway; negative regulation of canonical Wnt signaling pathway
Cellular component (GO): membrane
Molecular function (GO): calcium ion binding; Wnt-protein binding
Source: RefSeq, a predicted model, not a curated record
CCGUCUGUACACAAGUCUGCAUCCCGGGGUGUCAGUGUAACGCUGGAUUCGCAAUGCAAGAUGGGAGGUGUAUUCCCAGGAGUCAGUGCGAGGGCGGCGGAGAUUAUUUAGAUUGUAACGAACCUGACGUAUUUUGGUGUGAUAACGGCAUGUGCGUGCACCAGAACCGAACCUGUAACGAUGAAGACAACUGUGGGGACAGGAGCGACGAAAGAGGCUGUCCUACAGGAGCCUGCAAGAGUUCUCCCUGUAUGAACGGUGCAAGUUGCUGUGACUUGGGUGAUGAUGAAUUCUCGUGUCUGUGCCGCCUGGGAUACCACGGCGAGACAUGUGAGAACUUCACCGAUCCUUGUGCAUCAGAAUCCCGCUGUGAAAACGGAGGCACAUGUAUGCGAUGGGAGAUGGGAGGCGACACUCCUCCGGAGUACUCCUGUCAGUGUCCUCCACAUUUCACAGGUGUGACAUGUGAGAUCCCAUUACCAACUGUCUGCGAUGAGAACACGUGUGAGAAUGGCGGGAGGUGUGAGACAAUACCCAUGCCAUGUAUGGAAGGUUCAGGGGACUGCCCGGAAUUCCGUUGCGUCUGCCCGGCAGGUGUGACCGGCUACCGCUGCGAGUUCGCCCUCGGUAUGUGCGAGGAGGACUCUUGCUUCAACGACGGCGAAUGCAAGCAAGUCCCGUGUAAAGACUACUACAGCUGUGAAUGCCGGAAUGGCACUGCAGGGGCAAGAUGUCAGUCAACUGGCAUUAUUGAUUGUUCCGAACCAGAGGUAUUUUGGUGUGAUAACGGCAUGUGCGUGCACCAGAACAGAACCUGUAACGAUGAAGACAACUGCGGGGACAGGAGCGACGAAAGAGGCUGUCCCACAGGAGCCUGCAAGAGUUCCCCCUGUAUGAACGGUGCAAGUUGCUGUGACUUGGGUGAUGAUGAAUUCUCGUGUCUGUGCCGCCUGGGAUACCACGGUGAGACAUGUGGGAACUUCACCGAUCCUUGUGCAUCACCAGACAACAACAACCCCUGUGCUAACGGCGGCACAUGUAUGUCCAUGGACGUGGGAGAUGAGGACGGAGACAGCGUCCGUUCAGAGUACUCCUGCCAGUGUCCUCCAGGUUUCACUGGUAUGACAUGUGAGAUCCCGUUACCAACUGUCUGCGAUGAGAACACGUGUAAGAACGGCGGGAGGUGUGUGACAGCAGCCUGCUCGGAAGGUUCAGAAGACUGCGACCCGGAAUUCCGUUGCGUCUGCCCGCCAGGUGUGACCGGUUACCGCUGCGAGUUCGUCCUCGGUAUUUGCGAGGAGGACUCUUGCUUCAACGACGGCGAAUGCAUGCAAGUCCCAUGUAAAGACUACUACAGCUGCGAAUGCCGGAAUGGUUUCAAUGGGCCUCGAUGUGCAAUGGGGGAAUCAGAUGCUGCAUUUGCGGUAAUACGGCUUGUUGGAGGAGCGACGGAAUUCGAGGGUCGUGUGGAGGUCCGAAAUAGAACCGGUAACGGAGAAUGGGGCACGAUCUGCGACGACGACUUUGACAUCAACGCCGCUAAUGUCGUCUGCAAACAACUCGGAUAUGGUCCUGCACUGGAAUAUACGGAUUCGUACGUCUUUGGGGAGGGCAGCGGGCCUAUUUGGUUAGACGAUGUGCGGUGUGCGGGAGAUGAGGAGAGUUUACUGGACUGUCCAUCCGGCGACUGGGGAGAACACAACUGCGACCACUAUGAAGACGUGGGGGUCAUCUGUUCAGAUACAACUAGCAACGCGUCCUUGGAGAUACGUCUUGUCGGAGGAACCAACCCGGCACAGGGCCGUGUAGAGAUCCGGCGAGGUAACGGAGAAUGGGGCACAGUCUGCGAUGACAGCUUUGACAUCGACGAUGCACAUGUCGUCUGCAGGCAACUCGGAUAUGGACUCGCAACGUCGUACGAAGGGUCUGCGUAUUUUGGAUACGGCAGUGGUCCCAUAUGGUUAGACGAAGUUGGGUGUGAGGGAGAUGAGGGAAAUCUACUGGACUGUCCAUCAAAUGGAUGGGGCGACCACAACUGUGGCCACUCUGAAGAUGUUAGCGUCUUCUGCUCAGUUUUAUCUUCAUGUGAGCCAGUACCAUGGGACCUCUGCACCUAUUUCAUGGGUUAUAACUCCACUGGAUUCCCCAACUCGUUUGACCAUACCUCCCAGCUGGACAUAGUACUAUCAGCCGAGUAUCAAGAAUUCACCGCCGUGUUGGCAAACAUCUCUAUUUGCUAUCCGAACAUUUACGAGGUUUACUGCCAAACGUUCCUGCCCAAAUGUGAAGAUCGUUCUACGGUUUUCCUGUGUAGAAGUGUCUGUGAGGAGGUAAACGCAGCAUGCGGCCCACGAGGAGUCUCUCUGCCGUUUUCAUGCGACGUUUUUCCUGCUGACGGAACCCAGAAGUGCCUGACAUUAGCUUCAUCUUCUUCAUCUUCAUGUGAGCCAGUACCAUGGGAGUUCUGCAGUUCUUUCAUAGAUUAUAACCACACUGGAUUCCCCAACUCGUUUGAUCAUGCCUCCCAGCUGGACCUAGCAUUAUCAGCCGAGUAUCAAGAAUUCACCACCCUUUUGGCAAACCUCUCUAUUUGCUACCCGAACAUUUACCAGGUUUACUGUCCAGUGUUCCUACCCAAAUGUGAAAAUGGCUCUAAGGUUUUCCUGUGUAGAAGUGUCUGUGAGGAGGUAAAUGCAGCAUGCGCCCCGCGAGGAGUGUCUCUGCCGUUUUCAUGCGACGCUUUUCCUGCUGAUGGAACUCAGGAGUGUCUGACCAUAGCAUCAUCAACAUGUGACCCAAUCCCAUGGGAAUUCUGCUCUUCCUACAUUGACUAUGACUACACUGGAUUCCCCAACGCUUUUAACCAUACGUCUCAGGUUGACGUCUCAAUAUCACCCGAGUUCCAAGGUUUCAACGCCCUGGUACCAAACAUCUCUAUGUGCUACACGAACAUUUACCAGCUUUACUGCUCAAUGUUUCUGCCCAAAUGUGAAAAUGGCUCUAGGGUUUUCCUGUGUAGAAGUGUCUGUGAGGAGGUAAACGCAGCAUGCGGCCCGCGAGGAGUGUCUCUACCGUUUUCAUGCGACGUCUUUCCUGCUGAUGGAACCCAGGAGUGUCUGACAUUAGCUUCAUCUUCUUCAUCUUCAUGUGAGCCAGUACCAUGGGAGUUCUGCAGUUCUUUCAUAGAUUAUAACCACACUGGAUUCCCCAACUCGUUUGAUCAUGCCUCCCAGCUGGACCUAGCAUUAUCAGCCGAGUAUCAAGAAUUCACCACCCUUUUGGCAAACCUCUCUAUUUGCUACCCGAACAUUUACCAGGUUUACUGUCCAGUGUUCCUACCCAAAUGUGAAAAUGGCUCUAAGGUUUUCCUGUGUAGAAGUGUCUGUGAGGAGGUAAAUGCAGCAUGCGCCCCGCGAGGAGUGUCUCUGCCGUUUUCAUGCGACGCUUUUCCUGCUGAUGGAACUCAGGAGUGUCUGACCAUAGAUGCACCGACGUGUCAGCCAAUACCUUACGACCGUUGUAGGAACAUGCUCUACUCGGAAACGUCGUUCACUCCUGGAGUGCCGGUUGAAGCUGCAAUUGCAGGUGCAGAGUCGUUCUUCGCAACAUCGGACAGCAUUGCUGGUUGCCAUACGGACUUAGAGGCGUUCGUGUGCUCAUACCUGUUUCCACCGUGCACGUCUAGUGGAACUAGAUACCCCUGUGCCUCCCUCUGCAACGAGGUAAAUGACGCUUGUAAGGACGCAGCCAACGCAAGCGGAGUUGCCUAUGACCCAGGUCUUUGUGACAGACUGCCACCAGGCAGCUAUGAUGAGGACUGCUUUGUACCUCAAGGAAGGUCAGAGUGCGACCCAAUACCUUUCGGCCGCUGUCAAAACAUGCCCUACGCCGACACGUCCUUCCCGAACUGGUUAGGGUGGCAGGGACCAACAGAUGCCAUCGGAAACGCAACAGCGAUAUUUGCAGCCCUUGACCAGAUUUCUGAUUGCCACAAGGACUUGGAGUUCUUUUUGUGUUCACUGUAUUUCCCAUCGUGCACUUCGACAGGAGUCAAAUUCCCAUGCCGAUCUCUCUGCGAUGAGAUCAAUAACGCAUGUGCACUACGCGCCCUUGCCAUUGGCAUUCCAUGGGACACCGCCGGCUGUGUUACCCUGCCAGUUAGCAGCUAUCAGGAAGGAUGCAUCGCUCCUAAAUCAACGUGCGAUGGCUGGCCGUACGAAUGUUACGGAUCUCCAGGAAGCUGUGUGGGUGCUUGGGAGUUCUGCGAUGGAAACGGCUUCUGUCCCUACAAUGACGACGAAUUAGCCUGCAGCAACUACACCUGCAUGCCUAUUGAACUCGAGUACUGCCAAGGCGAGGUUCCUUACGACAGAACGAUUCUCCCCAACUACUUUGGACAAGAGAGCACAAUGAUGAUUGAAGAGUCCGACAUACACAGGAAUGUGUCUCUUCUGGCUGAUACGUCUUGCCAUGAAUACGUCAAAUACGUCUACUGUCAUAUGGUGGUUCCUGAGUGUGUUAUGGACGGUGUACGAGGCCAGCCCCUAUGUCGCAGCCUGUGUGAGGAGAUCAGACAGACUUGUGCAGAGGAGAUAAAGGAGAUUGGGUUCCAGUUUGAGAAGAGCACCUGUGAUCUGAUCUUUCCGGACUCUGUCCAGAAUGAUACAUGCAAGCUAGCAAAAGAAUUUAACUGUACAUUUGACGAUGAUACGUGUGAAUGGAUGGCUGGCAACAACAGCCAGGCCGUAAUGCUUCAACCAGCAUCGGAAUCUAACUCUGGCAAAUAUGCAUCACUGAAUGGAGCCUCGGCAAAACUAACAAGUCCAACGAUGUACACGGACAACAAAUGCCUGAGGAUGAGGUAUCUCGUGAGAGGUGACGGCAGCAGGUUAACAGUGUACGUGACGGGACCGGACGGCAAUAGCUUCAGCACCUGGCGGCAGUCAUCUACUUAUGUACGGGUAGGGCGGGAAGAGGAGGAGGAGGAGGAAGACGACGAGGACGAGGAGGAAGAGGAGGAAUGGCAAUCCAUCAAUCUGAAUAUAAACAAAGGGUGGCCUUGGUUUAAGGUGUCUCUGGACGCGUAUGUAGCCGCCGACGGAGAGGUAGGGGUGGACGAUGUUACUCUCUCCGACGGAUCAUGUAAAACAGAAGAAGCAGUUUCUCCCGGAUGCGAGCCAAUGAAGUUCGAAAGUUGCCUGGACAUGCCUUACAAUUUCACCACCUAUCCGAAUGCUCUCGGCUGGGACAGAGAUCUCGCCCUUUCCCUCGGCCCUCACACCUUCCAGGCGUUUGGCCAGAUCGCGGACUGCCAUCGUGAUCUGCAGUUCUACCUCUGCUCCUUCAUCUUCCCUGAAUGUACACCGUUUGGAAUGAGGCUUCCAUGUCGCUCUUUCUGUGAGAGUGUCAGUGAGGCUUGCGCAGCAAGAGCGAAUGCCGCCGGCCUGACAUGGGACCCCAAUGGCUGCCAAAGCUUACCGGAUGAUGAGCCGUACUGUUCUGUACCAAAAGUACAAUGUGAGCCCAUCAACAUCGGAAUGUGCAGAAAUGUUGUGCCAUACAACACCACAGCGUUCCCCAACCUGCUGGGCCAUGUUUCCCAGCAGUCUUUCCUUACUGACCAGGACAGUGUCAACGUAAUCACCGCUCUGAUGAACAGCGGCUGUCAUCCCGAUGUAGAAUUCGCCGUCUGCUCUGCACUGGUGCCAAACUGUAUCGACUCAAUGCUGAUAACUCCUUGUAGGGACUUCUGCAAUGAUAUCAGGGCAAGUUGCGAACAGGUCCUGGUGGACAUGGGACAGCCCUGGCCAUUCAACUGUAACAGUUUUAAUGCUCGAACCCGAUGUAUCUCACCGUAUCCAGUGGUGGUCUUCACCGAGCUGACGUUACCUGAUGAAGUUUUCACUGAAGAGCUCAAUAACAUGAACAGUUCGCGGUACCGUAUGCUGGCCGGGACUUUGAAAAGAGAGGUAUCCAAAGCCUUGAAAGGCAUUCCGAGCUUCCGACAGGCAACUGUAGAGAGUUUUCGCUCGGGAAGCGUGAUUGCCAAUCUUGGAAUUGAGUUUGAGAACACCGGACAACCUGGGGUUUCAAAUGAGACUGUGGUAGGAACUCUCCGGCAGUACAUUAACGAAACUGGAGGACGUCUUGGUAACCUGAGUGUGAGCCAAGUGGACGUCGCUGUACCAAAAGUGGAGAUUCGUCUUGUUGGAGGAAGCAACCCUUACGAGGGCCGUGUAGAGAUCCGACUAGGUAACGGAGAAUGGGGCACAAUCUGCGAUGACAGUUUUGAUAUCAACGAUGCAAAUGUAGUCUGCAGAAAACUCGGAUAUGGAUUCGCAACGUCAUACGAAGGGUCUGCGUAUUUCGGUCCGGGCAACGGGUCUAUUUGGUUAGACGAUGUUGAGUGUGAGGGAGAUGAGGAAAAUCUACUGGACUGUUCAUCCUCUGGAUGGGGCCAACACAACUGCGGCCACUACGAAGACGUUGGAGUCGUCUGCGCAGUACAAUGUGAGCCCAUCAUCAUCGGAAUGUGCAGAAAUGUUGUGCCAUACAACCUCACGGCGUUCCCCAACCUGCUGGGCCAUGUUUCCCAGCAGUCUUUCCUCACCACCCCGGAAAGUGUCAGCGUAAUCACCGCUCUGAUGAACAGCGGCUGUCAUCCUGAUGUAGAAUUCGCCGUCUGCUCUGCACUGGUGCCAAACUGUAUCGACUCGGUGCAGAGACCACCUUGUAGGGACUUCUGCGAUGAUGUUAGGGCAAGUUGCGAACAGGUCCUGUUGGACAUGGGACAGCCCUGGCCAAUAGACUGUAACAGUUUAAAUACCCGAACUCAAUGCACCACACCUUAUGCAGCGGAGAUACGUCUUGUCGGAGGGACCAACCCGAACAAGGGUCGUGUAGAGAUCCGGCGAGGUAACGGAGAAUGGGGCACAAUCUGCGAUGACAGCUUUGACAUCAACGAUGCAAAUGUCGUCUGCAGGCAACUCGGAUAUGGACUCGCAGCAUCAUACGAGGGCGAUGCUUUUUUCGGUCCGGGUAACGGAUCUAUUUGGUUAGACGAUGUUGAGUGUGAGGGAGAUGAGGAAAAUCUACUGGACUGUUCAUCAAAUGGAUGGGGUCAACACAACUGCGGCCACUAUGAAGACGUCGGAGUCGUCUGCACUGUACAAUGUGAGCCCAUCAACAUCGGGAUGUGCAGAAAUGUUGUGCCAUACAACACCACAGCGUUCCCCAACCUGCUGGGUCAUGCUUCCCAGCAGUCUUUCCUUACUGACCAGGACAGUGCCAACGUAAUCACCACUCUGAUGAACAGCGGCUGUCAUCCUGAUGUAGAAUUCGCCGUCUGCUCUGCACUGGUGCCAAACUGUAUCGACUCGGUGCAGAUAACUCCCUGUAGAGAUUUCUGCACUGAUAUCAGGGCAAGUUGCGAACAGGUCCUGGUGGACAGGGGACAGCCCUGGCCGUUCGACUGUAACAGUUUUAAUACCCGAACUCAAUGUAUCACACCUUAUCCAGUGAUCAUCUCUACUGAAUUGACGUUACCUGAUGAAGUUUUUAGUGAGGACCUCAAUGAUAUGAACAGCUCUCGGUACCGGAUGCUGGCAGGGACUUUGGAAAGAGAGGCAUCCAGAGCCUUUCAAGCCAUUCCCAGCUUUCAACAAGCAACUGUUGAUAGCUUUCGCUCGGGGAGCGUCAUCGCCACUCUUGGCCUCCAGUUUCAAAACACCGGACAAGCUUUAGCUUCUGAUGAGGCUGUGGUAGCAACUUUCCGGCAGUACAUCAGCGACAAUGGAGGACGUCUUGGUAACCUACGUGUUAGCCAAGUGGAAGUCGUUGACGUUGUGACUCCAGCGGUAAUACGGCUUGUUGGAGGAGCUACGGAAUACGAGGGUCGUGUGGAGGUCCGGAAUGGUGACGGAGAAUGGGGCACGAUCUGCGACGACUACUUUGACAUCAGCACAGCAAACGUCGUCUGCAGGCAACUCGGAUUUGGCUAUGCUCUCGAAUAUACGGAAUCAGAGGUUUUUGGGGAGGGCAGCGGUCCUAUUUGGUUAGACGAUGUGCGGUGUGCGGGAGAUGAGGAGAGUUUACUGGACUGUCCAUCCGGCGACUGGGGGGAACACAACUGCGACCACGAUGAAGAUGUUGGGGUCAUCUGUUCAAAUACAACAGGCAACGUGUCUUUGGAGAUACGUCUUGUCGGAGGAACUAACCAGAAUGAGGGCCGUGUAGAGAUCCGGCUGGGAAACGGAGAAUGGGGCACAAUCUGCGAUGACAGCUUUGACAUCAACGAUGCACAUGUUGUCUGCAAGCAACUCGGAUAUGGACUCGCAGAAUCAUACAGAGAUUAUGCGUAUUUCGGUCCGGGUAACGGUUCUAUUUGGCUAGACGAUGUUGAGUGUGAGGGAGAUGAGGAAAAUCUACUGGACUGUUCAUCCUCCGAAUGGGGCCAACACAACUGCGGCCACUCUGAAGACGUUGGAGUCGUCUGCACUGGAAGGUCAGAGUGCGACCCAAUACCUUUCGGCCGCUGUCAAAACCUGCCCUACUCCGGCACGUCUUUUCCGAACUGGUUAGGGUGGCAGGGACCAACAGAUGCCAUCGGAAACGCAACAGCGAUAUUUGCAGCCCUUGACCAGAUUUCUGAUUGCCACAAGGACUUGGAGUUCUUUUUGUGUUCACUGUAUUUCCCGUCGUGCACGUCGACAGGAAUCAAAUUCCCAUGCCGAUCUCUCUGCGAUGAGAUCAAUAACGCAUGUGCACUACGCGCCCUUGCCGUUGGCAUUCCAUGGGACACCGCCGGCUGUGUCACCCUGCCAGUUAGCAGCUACCAAGAAGGGUGCAUCGCUCCUAAAGCGACGUGCGAUGGUGCGUACGAAUGUUACGGAUCUCCAGGAAGCUGUGUGGGUGCUUGGGAGUUCUGUGAUGGAAACGGCCUCUGUCCCUACAAUGACGACGAAUAUUACUGCAGCAACUACACCUGCAUGCCCAUUGAACUCGAGUACUGCCAAGGAGAAGUUCCAUAUAACAGAUCGACUCUCCCCAACUACUUUGGACAAGAGAGCACAAUGAUGAUUGAAGAGUCCGACAUACACAGGAAUGUGUCUCUUCUGGCUGAUACGUCUUGCCAUGAAUACGUCAAAUACGUCUACUGUCAUAUGGCGGUUCCUGAGUGUGUUACGGACGGUGUACGAGGCCAGCCUCUGUGUCGCUCCCUGUGUGAGGAGAUCAGACAGACUUGUGCAGAGGAGAUAAAGGAGAUUGGGGUCCAGUUUGAUAAGAGCUCCUGUGACAUGAUCUUUCCGGACUCUGUCCAGAAUGAUACAUGCAAGCUAGCAAAAGAAUUCAACUGUACAUUUGACGUUGAUACGUGUGAAUGGAUGGCUGGCAACAGCAGCCAAGCCGUCAGGCUUCAACCAGCAUCGGAAUCUGACUCAGGAAAAUAUGCAUCACUGAAUGGAGCCUCAUCAAAACUAACAAGUCCAACUAUGUACACGGACAACAAAUGCCUGAGGAUGAGGUAUCUCGUGAGAGGUGACGGCAGCAGGUUAACAGUGUACGUGACGGGACCGGACGGCAAUAGCUUCAGCACCUGGCGGGAAUCAUCUACUUAUGUUCGGGAAGAAGAGGAGGCAUGGUCAUCCAUCAAUCUGAACAUAAACAAAGGGUGGCCUUGGUUUAAGGUGUCUCUGGACGCGUAUGUGGCCGACGAUGGAGAGGUAGGAGUGGACGAUGUUACUCUCUCUGACGGAUCAUGUGCAGGAGAAGAAGCAGUUUCUCCUGGAUGCGAGCCAAUGAAGUUCGAACGUUGCCUGGACAUGCCUUACAAUUUCACCACCUAUCCGAAUGCGCUCGGCUGGGACAGAGAUCUCGCUCUUCAUCUAAGUCCCCACAGCUUCCAGGCGUUUGACCAGAUCGCGGACUGCCAUCGUGAUCUACAGUUCUACCUCUGCUCCUUCAUCUUCCCUGAAUGCACACCGUUAGGAAUGAGACUCCCAUGUCGCUCUUUCUGUGAGAGUGUCGGUGAGGCUUGUGCAGCAAGAGCGAAUGCCGCCGGCCUGACAUGGGACCCCAAUGGCUGCCAAAGCUUAUCAGAUGAUGAGCCGUACUGUUCUGUACCAAAAGAAGUGCCAGAUUGCGACCCAAUACCUUUCGGCCGAUGUCAAAACAUGCCAUACGCCGACACGUCCUUCCCGAACUGGUUAGGGUGGCAGGGACCAACAGACGCCAUCGGAAACGCAACAGCGAUAUUUGCAGCCCUUGACCAGAUUUCUGAUUGCCACAAGGACUUGGACUUCUUUUUGUGCUCACUGUACUUCCCGUCGUGCACGUCGACAGGAAUCAAAUUCCCAUGUCGUUCUCUCUGCGAUGAGAUCAAUAACGCAUGUGCACUACGCGCCCUUGCUAUUGGUAUUCCAUGGGACACCGCCGGCUGUGUCACCCUGCCAGAAAGCAGCUACCUAGAAGGGUGCAUCGCUCCUAAAGCGACAUGCGAUGGUGCGUACGAAUGUUACGGAUCUCCUGGAAGCUGUGUGGGUGCUUGGGAGUUCUGUGAUGGAAACGGCUUCUGUCCCUACAAUGACGACGAAUUUGCCUGCAGCAACUACACCUGCAUGCCCAUUGAACUCGAGUACUGCCAAGGCGAGGUUCCCUACGACAGAACGAUUCUUCCCAACUACUUUGGACAAGAGAACACAAUGAUGAUUGAAGAGUCCGACAUACACAGAAAUGUGUCUCUCCUGGCUGAUACGUCUUGCCAUGAAUACGUCAAAUACGUCUACUGUCAUAUGGCGGUUCCUGAGUGUGUUAUGGACGGUGUACGAGGCCAGCCCCUGUGUCGCUCCCUGUGUGAGGAGAUCAGACAGACGUGUGCAGAGGAGAUAAAGGAGAUUGGGUUCCAGUUUGAGAAGAGCACCUGUGACAUGAUCUUCCCAGACUCUGUUCAGAAUGAUACAUGCCAACUAGCAAAAGAAUUCAACUGCACAUUUGACGAUGAUACGUGUGAAUGGAUGGCUGGCAACAGCAGCCAGGCUGUAAUGCUUCAACCAGCAUCGGAAUCUAACUCUGGCAAAUACGCAUCACUGAAUGGAGCCUCAUCAAAACUAACAAGUCCAACGAUGUACACGGACAACAAAUGCCUGAGGAUGAGGUAUCUCGUGAGAGGUGACGGCAGCAGGUUAACAGUGUACGUGACGGGACCGGACGGCAAUAGCUUCAGCACUUGGCGGCAGUCAUCUACUUAUGUACGGGAAGGGCAGGAAGAGGAGGAGGAGGACGACGACGAGGAUGAGGAGGAAGAGGAGGAAUGGUCAUCCAUCAAUCUGAACAUCAACAAAGGGUGGCCCUGGUUUAAGGUGUCUCUGGACGCGUAUGUCGCCGAGGGCGGAGAGGUAGGAGUGGACGAUGUUACUCUCUCCGACGGAUCAUGUGAAGCAGAAGAAGUUUCUUUUGGAUGCGAGCCAAUGAAGUUCGAACGUUGCCUGGACAUGCCUUACAAUUUCACCACCUAUCCGAAUGCGCUCGGCUGGGACAGAGAUCUCGCCCUUUCCCUCGGCCCUCACACCUUCCAGGCGUUUGACCAAAUCGCUGACUGCCAUCGUGAUCUGCAGUUCUACCUCUGCUCCUUCAUCUUCCCUGAAUGUACACCGUUUGGAAUGAGACUCCCAUGUCGCUCUUUCUGUGAGAGUGUCAGUGAGGCUUGCGCAGCAAGAGCGAAUGCCGCCGGCCUUACAUGGGACUCCAAUGGCUGCCAAAGUUUACCGGAUGAUGAGCCCUACUGUUCUGUACCAAAAGGAGAAGGUUGCCCAGAGGGACACUAUGAAUGCUAUGGUUCAGGACAGUGUGUUGGUCCAUGGCAGUUUUGCGACGGAAUGCCAGACUGUCCUUUUAACGAUGACGAAAGUGAAGUGGUCUGUGGAAGAUACGAGUGUAUGCCCAUGGACUUCGAGUACUGCCAGGAUGUAGUCAACUACACCAGGGCGUUCUUCCCCAACUACUACGGCCAGCAGAACGUGUCAGUGAUCGAACAAUCAGACAUUCACCAGAUAGCUGUCAGCUUUGCGAGCACCAACUGCCAUCCUGAUAGCAACUUAUUCUACUGCCACUUGGUAGUUCCAGAAUGUCAGGAAAAUGACGUCCGUGGCAAACCAGUAUGUCGCGCCGUGUGCGAGGAAGUGCGACAAGAGUGUUCAGACGAAGUCGACGCUUUGCAAGUUCCACUGACCAAAGAAUGGUGCUACGCAACGUUCCCUGACUCUGUUCACAAUGAUACUUGCAUACUCUUUAGAGGACUCAAUUGCACUUUCGACGACGACUUCUGCAACUGGGAUCAAGUUGUGCAAGGUAGUGAGCCUUGGACGCAAGUGAUGAGCUCUUCAAGACCAGGAAAACAUAUAACAUCUAGUGGUCCGUCGUCGCAACUGCUCGUCAGCCCAAGGAUCUAUACAGAUGACAAAUGCCUGAGGUUCUAUUAUAUGCUGACGGGAAGUGACACCAGGGUCCUUCUGAAAUUAAUGGGGCCGAACGGCGUGUCCUGGAACGCCUGGAAUACGACAACCUCUCGGUCUGUGAGCAACCAAUGGACCACUGCGAGCAUCGGUAUCAAGACGGGCCUGGAUUCGGUCCAGGUGUCAAUCCAGGCAUUUGCAGAUGGCGAUGGAAGUUUUAGUAUUGACAAUAUAACCCUGUCUGACGGUCCAUGUUCCAAAGAAGUCGAGUGUGAGCCUAUCAUGAUCGACGUAUGCCGAGGCGUGGUACCGUACACCGAGACACUAUUCCCCAAUCUACUGGGGCACAGUUCUCAGCAGGCCUUUUUAGAUGAUCCGAACAGUGUCAGUGUCAUCAACCAGUUGAUGAACAGCAACUGCCAUCCUAACAUUGGGUUUGCCGUGUGCUCUGCACUGGUGCCAAGAUGUGUGGACUCAAGACAGCUACCACCCUGUAGAGGAUUCUGCAACGAGAUCAGAGCGUCCUGCCAACCGGUGCUAGGGAUGGCCGGUCAGGAGUGGCCUUUUGAAUGUGAAGCAUUUCCGUUUGAGUUCCAGGGAGAGUGCUCUACACCAGCCCCAGCCCAAUGUGAGCCGAUUGAAAUUGGCAUGUGCAGAAAUGUUGUACCAUACAACACCACAACAUUCCCCAACCUGCUGGGCCAUGUUUCCCAGCAGUCUUUCCUCACCACCCCGGAAAGUGUCAGCGUAAUCACCGCUCUGAUGAACAGCGGCUGUCAUCCUGAUGUAGAAUUCGCCGUCUGCUCUGCACUGGUGCCAAACUGUGUCGACUCAAUGCAGAUACCACCCUGCCGAGACUUCUGCAAUGAAGUAAAGGACAGCUGUGAACAGUUACUCCUGGACAUUGGAGAGUCGUGGCCAUUCGAAUGUAACGAUUUUGCUCCUCGAGGCAGGUGCAUUUCACCUGAUCCAGUCGUGGUCUACGCCGCCUUGACGUUGCCUGAUGAAGAUUUCACUGAUGACCUUUACGACUCGAGCACUCCACGUUACAGAGUGCUGACAGCGACAUUGCAAAGAGAGAUACCUAAAGCCUUUGAGACCCCUGUAACCGUAACUGUGGCCAACCUUAGGCCAGGAAGUGUGAUUGCCACUGUUGGCAUGGGGUUCGAGAACACUGGCCAGGCCCCAGAAUCAGAUGAGGCCGCGAUAGCAACCCUCCAGCAGUAUGUCAGCGGGAAAAGGGGACGUCUUGGCAGCCUUACUGUGAGCCAGGUGGUCGGUGUACCUCCUGUUGAUGUAACUAGACCGUGCGACGAAAACCCGUGCGGAGACAACGGAGUAUGUGAGGAGGUAGAUGGAACGUUUGGGAUGGCAGCCUAUCGCUGCACUUGUCAAUACGGCUUCACCGGAUACAACUGUGAAAUACGUAUUGCUGGACGAUGCCACGAAAGUAUCCAGAGUGUCCUGAGUAAGCAGGAUGGUUCUCCUAUUGUCGGGGUCUUUUUACCGCAGUGCCGAGACGAUGGCAGUUACGAGAACCUGCAGUGCCAUCCCAGUACAGGGUACUGUUGGUGCGUCACCGCUGACGGGACUGAGGUCCCCGGUACCCAGACCCCGCCUGGACAAAACCGUACAGACUGCGUCGCCGCUAUGAGUGUGGAGUUGUAUCCGUUCGGCCCGGGACAAGGGGACACAGUAGUGGAGUUCAGCGACUUGGACGAUGGGACUUCUGACAGAAUCAACAUUCCAGCCGGCUUCCCCUUCUUCUACACCAGGCAUUCCAGGUUCUAUAUCGGUGUGAAUGGGCUGAUCAGCUUUGGAAGGCGCUACGGCAGCUACAUACCUGUACCGUUCCGUACCGGAUCCGGAAACACCAGGCCUGUGAUUGCUCCGUUCUGGGCAGACCACGAUUUGAGGAGGAGAGACGGCCAAUCCAAUGUGUUCUACCAAGAGUACAGGGGCAAGGUCGUGCGCCUACCUGCUAACAGCGGUGUAAGAGGCGUGAAUGCUGACGUCGCCGCACUCGCACAGAACGUGGUGACACGAGUAAUCAGUGACGUCACAGCGUACGCCGAUCUAAGUGACGACUUUGACCCGUCUUGGAUUGCUGUUAUAACCUGGUCGAACAUGACGGCAUAUCCGAGCGGAAGCAACCCUGACCAGACUGUAACACAUCAGCUCGUCCUCGCCACCGAUGGAGUGAAGUCCUUCGCCCUCUUCAACUACGGCGCCAUGAACUGGGAGCAGACAUGGCGGGAGGCUCGCCUGGGCUAUACGGCAGCUGACAGUAUCAACUUCUUUGACUCCAAGUACUCAGGCCUUCCCGAGAUCUUCAACAUCAAUGAGUUCGUUGGAAACACCGGUAUCCGCGGCAAGUGGUUCUUCCGUCUGGACGACCCAGCACAAGGAGAUGUGAACUACGACCAGUUGUGCCUCGGGUGGGCCGAUCUGCAGGAUGAGGCCCUGUUAGUGAACUUCACCUCAGACAGCCAACCCUGCCCGUGUUCCUGGACACAGGCCGUACGGGACAGACGGUUCCGUAUAAACUGGGACGACAUGUGCGCAGAACUUCGCUGGACAUCCCCGCUAGGAAUAGGCCAGAGAUGUUGUUACAGCGACGUUGAGGAUGAUCCUGAAGGUUCGGGCGCUCUUCUGCUCGGCUUCCCCGGAGGAGGUUCCGUCAUUCUGUACGACCCUAGAGUAGACGCCGAGCAGUACCAGUCGCAGGACCUCCUCCCCCGGACACACUGCUGCCUGCUGUCCCGGAACUGUGAACUGUUCUACCGAUACCGCCCGUCAGACACCUGCGAAAGAUACGACCCACCGAGAUGGGCUAUUGCACUAGGAGACCCUCACCUGACCACCCUGGACGGCAAGAGCUACACGUUCAACGGGCUGGGCGAGUAUCUGGUGCUCGAUGUCCCAGACGCCAUGCUGGUUGUACAGGGGCGAACCAGGAAAGCCGUCGAUGUGAAUGGCACGGAAACAAGGGCUACUAUCUUCAGCGCGUUUGUAGCCAAGCAAGGCAACUCGUCAACCGUUCAAAUAAAUCUUAAGGACGAUACAUCAGGAGUCGACGUUUACGUGGACCGUCAGAUGUUCAGCGGUUUUGCGGAUCUCGCGGCAGGCGACGCCGGCCAAGACUUUGACGACGUCACGGUGUCCAAAGGAACAAACGGAUCCGCCAUUGCCACGUUCUCCUCAGGAAUCGCCAUCGAGGUUGCUGUAGACGUCGGAAUAAUGGCCAUCACCGUGAUGGCUCCUCCCAAGUUCAAGGGAAACACCAAGGGUCUUCUGGGACUAUGGAAUGAUGACGUCACUGAUGACUUCACUCGACCAGAUGGAACCUCCAUUUCAAUCAACGCCUCCGACAGCGACAUCUACUAUUCCUUUGGUCAACUCUGGAACGUUAGCGAAGCAGACUCCAUCUUUUACUACGGAAGCCAGAGCUGGAGUGACUUUGCUAACUCAGACCCGGACUUCGUGCCGCUGCUGGAGGUACAGUUCGCCACAGAGGAACUGAAACAACAGGCUGAAGCGUUGUGCGGAGAUAACAAGGAAUGUCUGUUCGAUACUGCCGCAACGAGCGAUCUUCUGACAGGAGCUUCAACCGCCAAUACAGAGUCAAGAUUCGAGGAAGACACUUCGCUUAUCGCAAACUUCCCUCCUAACAUCUUCGGUCCGACGGUCGUCAACGCCACGGUUGGGAAAGAAGUCAGCUUCGACUUGACUGCCACAGACAUCAACAACGACACGGUUAGGUUCAGCGCACAGGGUCUCCCUGACAACGCUGUCUUCAAUAAUGCAUCAGCCAUGUUCAUCUGGACACCGUCUCGAAUCAACAGCUUAAACAUGAGUUUCACGGCAAGUGACGGCAAAGGCGGGACAUCCAUCCUGAGACCGACAGUCAACCUUUGCAAGUGUGAGAAUAACGGGAUAUGCGACUUCGACAACAUGGCGGACGACCAGAAUGUUGACUCUUUACUCCGGGUCGUAGCCUGCCAGUGUGGCCAAGGACUGGAAGGUACGUUCUGUGAAGUUGACAUUGAUGGUUGUGAAGACGACCCUUGCUACAUGGGAGUGAACUGCACGGACGUACCCGCUCCUGGUGUUGGCUAUACCUGCAGCGCAUGCCCAGACGGCAUGGAGGGCGACGGCACCAAAUGUCGUGACAUAGACGAAUGUACAAACGGCACGCACCAAUGCGGACCAAAGGCUCAGUGCAGGAACGAGAUGAUGAGCUACAGAUGCGAAUGUCCCUCUGGCUACAGACUCGAUGACAACAAGAGGAAUUGCUCAGACAUUGACGAAUGUGCCGAUGGUGUGAGCGGAUGUACGCAGCUCUGUAACAACACAGACGGGGGAUUUCAGUGUGACUGUUACCAAGGAUUCUUUCUGAAUGCCACCAAUAAUGUCACAUGUUAUCAAGACCAAGCGGCGAGGAAUGUUUGCGCGGUGUCUGUUUGUGAGAACUGCCGAGCUGAGAAUGACGUAGCAGUGUGCUUCUGUCCUUCUGGAUACAAGCUUGCCACAGACAACACCACUUGUGAAGACGUCGACGAAUGUGCUCCUGGAAACGAAGAACUGAACCGAUGUAGUCAGAAGAAGAACUGCCAGAACACAGUCGGUGGUCAUACCUGCUCUUGUGACAUCGGUUACCUGCUUGAGGAUGAUCUGAGGACUUGUACAAUAUGCCCAGAAGGGAAAUACGGUGUGGGCUGUGCCGAAAUCUGCGGUUGCAACCGUGGAGAGUGUAACGUGACGGUCGGCUGUGUGUGCCCUGCCGGCUGGAAGGGUGCCCAGUGCGAGGCGGAUGUCAACGAAUGCGACGAUGGCGACAUGUGUCGGUCCAACGAGACCUGUGUCAACAGGAUUGGGUCGUACGAAUGCGUGUGCAGCACUGGAUUUGCCGUUGACGAAAGCGGUACCUGUCAAGAUGUAGAUGAGUGUGUUGCCGGCCAUAACUGCCAUGUGCUUGCAAACUGCACCAACAUCGUGGGUUCCUUCACCUGCACGUGUGCCCCAGGAUACAUCGGUGACGGUGUGACGUGUGAGCCUGCCACAACACCGGCUCCGUCAACCACGCCCACGCCAUCCACAUCCAGCCAAUCCACAUCAGCACCAGCAUCUACACCAGCUGCACCAGCAUCUACACCAACAGCAUCUAGACCGACAGCAACAGCGUCUAGGCCAACAGCAACGGCGUCUAGACCAACAGCAACAACAUCUAGGCCGACAGCAACAGCAUCUAGACCAACAGCAACAGCAUCUAGACCAACAGCAACAGCAUCUACACCAACAGCAACAGCGUCUAGGCCGACAGCAACAGCAUCUAGGCCGACAGCAACAGCAUCCAGGCCGACAGCAACAACAUCUAGGCCAACAGCAACAACAUCUAGGCCAACAGCAACAGCAUCUAGGCCAACAGCAACAGCAUCUAGGCCUACAGCAACAGCAUCUAGACCAACCGGGUCUCAACAAACACAGCAAACUACUCCAACACAAGCACAACCUGCUGGAUCUUCGACAGCACAGCAAACUAUCACUACUCCACUUCGGGGCAGCACAACAGCCAAAACAUCUAAAACACCGACUGUCAGUCAGUCAAUCUCAACAGCACAAUCAACUCCAGCACAAUCAGUUGCAUCUUCAAGGGCACAGCAAACUGUCACUGCUCCAGUUCGGAGUAGCACAGCAGCUCAAACAUCUAGAACACCUACUGUCAGUCAGUCAAUGUCAACACCACAGCCAACUCCAGCACAAGCUUCUACGGCACGGCAAACUGUCACUACUCCGGUUCGGGACAGCACAACAGCUCAAACAUCUAAACAACCGACUGUCAGUCAGUCAAUAUCUACACCACAGUCAACUCCAGAGUCUCAAACUGCAGCAGCAUCGUCGACACCCUCUUCACAACCUACCACAGCUCCUGCUCAGACGACACCCGAUCCAGCUUCUACAGUUGUUGUUCCAACGGAGGUCACGCUGGUUCGGAACUUCACAGAGGAGCUGAAGAAUAGAACGCAUCCAGCGUUCAUAGACUUGGAAAACAAAGUCAAACUUGAGGUGGGCAAGGCAUACGAGAACAACCCGAACUUCCAAAGUGUCAUAGUCAAAGGCUUCCGUGUGGGAAGCGUCAUCGCCAGUUUCGACACGGUCUUCAAGAAAGGCCAAACGGUUCAAGACCCCGUGGAGGCAGUGGCACUUCUCAAGCAGUACAUCGACAACAACGGGGGAAAGCUGGGGGAUCUGCCCACUACUCAAGUUUCCUACGCUCCACCGGGUACGACUUCUGUGCCGAUCACUGACUGUGAGUGUGCCGUUGAAGUCAACUGUGUCAGCUACGGUGGAAAGUGCCUGGCGUUCUGCAGCCCUAACCCAGAGUACUGCCUGAACGGUGGAACAUGCAUGGACUCUAACACUGAAACACUCACCUGCCAGUGUACAUCCAGUUUCACCACGACCUACAGUGGUGAUAGAUGCGAGAGUAGAGGUACAGGUAACGUUGUUUACGCGGCAGUCGGGGCCGUCGCCGCCUUCCUCCUGCUUCUCAUCCUCAUCAUUGCCGCCACAAAGAACUGCUGGAAGAGAAAGAGCCAGCCACUCUCGGAUGACUCAUUGUACGCCAACCGUCGUGCCAUGAACUACGCCCCAGCCGGGUUAGAACGUGGUCUGAGAAGCACCAGUGCCGCCAAGUACAGACCGUCAGUCUACGAGUCAGGUCAAGGCGCUACUGUGGUGUACGACUUUUCUGGGAAAGGUAAGGCAGCUGGAUACCAGUACAACAACGUGGUCUAUGACAACGUGCGGGCCGCUCCUCAGGUGCAGAGCAGGCCUGACGAGGGAGCACACGUCUACCACAACCCGAUACACCAGGAGGAGCACCCGUACCAGUCGCUGGUCCGACCUCACGACAGGGGGUACCAGCAGCCAACAACAACCACUUUCACUGGGCAGCAGAAGAUCAACAACCUGCAACGGAAUGUCCACGUUAACCAGACUGCUGACGAUUCCCGCUUGUAGACCAAUGGGACGCUGCAGUGGAUUCGAUAUCGACCACAAUCGUUUGAAAUUUAAGGAGUUACGUUUACAUAUAUUUUGCAUAUAUCCGGAAACAAACAAUACUUUGUGUACAACAUAUAUUUACUAAUAGUUUCUCGUUGCUAGACGGAAUAUUAGAUGGUGAUACUAGUGCCUUAAGGUUAUUCAUGAGUGGGUUAUAUUACAGUUGAAUUACAUUACGACUAAGAUAAAAUCUUCUAUAAUUAUGUUUUCCUUUAUUUGUGGUGUUUACUAAAAAUACGUCUGAAGAAGACAAGUUUACCAUAUUUUCAAAUGAGAUUAUAUAUAUAGUAGUGAUUUAAAAGCUUUACGAUCAAAUCGCCUCUUUAACAACAAUAGCACUAAAUACACGUACCGACACAACAUAUCAAAUGUCAAGAAGUACUGCGCAAUUGUAUAUCUUUGAUAUCCAAAAUAAGAUAUGGUGACUAUAACAUAUUUUAAUGAUAAGACUGUAAAAUUUCUAACGCAUAUAUCUACAUAUACAUAUACAUUUUUCACAGAUAUACGUGUACAUAUUGAGAGAGGGUGAAAGAUAAGAGAUUGGGGAACAGAAAUGUUUAUGAUGGGGACAUAUAUAGAAGACUUAUUUUCUAUACAUCUAUAUGGUGUUCUAGCGUGUCUGCAGUGCCACUUGUAGCAAAUUACAAACGUACAAAAUUUUCAAAAUAUAUAGUCAAGAUAUAUAACACUGUGCAGGGAAACGCAUCCUUCUGUCAGGCAAAGUGUCAAUCAUGUACCGAUAUCAACAACUAUGCA